This is a messenger RNA of Manacus vitellinus (golden-collared manakin), 1762 nucleotides long. Its product is annotated as protein Shroom1. The record is from RefSeq and is a predicted model, not a curated record. Gene Ontology annotation, molecular function: actin filament binding. NCBI's taxonomy places the organism in Eukaryota, Metazoa, Chordata, Aves, Passeriformes, Pipridae. Gene Ontology annotation, biological process: actin filament organization. Gene Ontology annotation, cellular component: apical plasma membrane; adherens junction; cortical actin cytoskeleton. The transcript has 5 exons. Bases 125 to 1420 code for a protein of 431 amino acids.
CCCUGGCACAGAUUGUCCAGGAGGCUGUGGAUGCUCUGUCCCUGGAAGUGUGCACAUGAGUAAGUAAAGAGCUGCCUCUCCUGCAGUGCCCCUUGUCCCAGUGUGCUGUUUUCCCUUCCAGGACAUGUGCAGAUGUGCCAGUGGUGCAGCAGCACCGUCCCAGAGCUGUGAGGGCUGUGCCAGCUCCCCCAGUUUCCAUGAUCCUGAGAAAGAUGGAUCCAAGAGUCAUGGACAUAAUGGCAUAACUGGACAUGCAUGUUUUCAGGAUACUAAGGAGCUGGUUCCUGAAUCCUCUGUUCCUAUCCCAAGAAGGGGAAGCAAGGCAGGUGCUGGAGUGGAGGAGGAAUGCAGAACUCAGUGUCCGAGUGGGAAUGCUGCACUAAAGCAUCCAGGGCAGCAUCCUGCAGCUCCUGCAGAGCAGGGAAUGUGCCCGCCCCCAGCACUGGCUCAGCCUCUCCAGGGAGACAGAAAUGCAGCCACAGGUUCAGCUGCACAGGAGGAUGUUCCCCUGGAGACAGGGACACGCCUGCCCAGGAGGAGGCUGCAGCCUCCUCACCACCAGCGGGACCAGGAACUUGCUCUGGAGAUCGUGGCCAAAGACAGGUCUCUGGUGGACAUUCUCACGCCUCAUCCUGACAGAAAAACUGCUUUGGACCUGAUGGAGGGUUUGUUUCCUGUUAACAUUUCCAUGCUGGAUAAAUCACACAGGAAAAAGGGCAACGUGCAGCAUGUGCAGGAGAAUGAGAAAAGCCAUGGAGAUGGCCCAAAAGAAUGUCCUGAAUCUGAACAUGAAGCCGAGCGAAGGAGCAAAGAAUCUACCUCUGAGGGACACCAAGUCCUGACCAGGAGCAGGGACAGCACAAACGACCCAGAUGACAUCACAUCUAAGAAACUGGAGCUCAUGGCCAGCCUGCGGGCCAGGCUGCAGAGCCUGUGGGAGGAGCGGGAGCUGGUCCUGCAGGAAUCCCGGGAAUGCGCCGAGCGGGGCCAGGGGCUGCAGCACACCGUGAGGGACCUGUGCAAGCCCAACGAGUUCGAGCGCUACCUGAUGUUCAUCGGGGACCUGGAGAAGGUCGUGAGCCUCCUGCUGUGCCUGUCCAGCCGCCUGGCCCGCGUCCAGAACGCCAUGAGCAGGAUGGACGGCAGCACGGACACCGAGGAGAGGCACUCGCUGAGCCAGCGGCACAAGCUCCUGUCUCGGCAGCGGGAGGACGCAAAGGACCUGAAGGAGAACCUGGAUCGCAGGGAACGGGUGGUCUCUGGGAUCCUGGCCAAGUACCUGACGGAGCAGCAGCUCCAGGACUAUCGACACUUUGUUCAAGCCAAGACCUCCUUGCUGAUCGAACAGAAGGACCUCGAAGAGCAGAUUAGGUUUUUCGAAGAACAAUUAGAAACUCUUGAGCAAAGUCUCCCCCUCUAACGCCCGCCCCAGACCCUGGUGUUGGUGACCUGGCCCUGGAAACCCACAGGCACCCAUGGCUCAGGGCUCACGGGGUGAGUUCUUCCAACCCUGCUGGUGCCACAGCACUGGCAGGUGCUCAGAUGCUCUGGGGAUGCUCCAGGCACACCCUGGAUGUGUAUCCCACUUGGACAGGCCAGCUGACAGUGUCUCACAGUGUGCAGCAAACUGCCUUGGGGACAUGACUGAUAGGAUGUGUUGCUCCUAUUACCUUGGUGUGUAUUUACCCUUCUUUUUGUCUGUCCAUCUAUUCCCAGGUUGACACAAUCUCAAUAAAAGAACCAUACAAAUAUUUGCCUCCUG